CAGCCUGCGGAAUCUGGUGAGGUCAAAUGUUAGCACCUCAAAUGAUGUCUUGUGACCCCCACCUGGCAGCAUUCUGGUUUUCUGGAUGGCAGCAGAGGACAGGGAGAUGAUGGAAGGCCGGGGUGCGGGAGAAAGUUGCCUGACCUUCCCCAAGAUGGUGCCUGGUGACUCCAAGUCUGAAGGGAAGCCAAGGGCUUGUUGGGAGGCAGAGUCCCAGAAGCCAGACUCCUCCUAUGACUACUUGGAAGAGAUGGAAGCUUGUGAGGAUGGAGGCUGCCAAGGGCCGCUUAAAACCCUGUCCCCCAAGUCCUGCCCUGCCACCAAAGGCCAGGCGGGUGAUGGACCCAAAUCCGCAGAGCUGCCCCCCACCCCUGGCACUGAGCGCAAUCCCGAGAUGGAGCUGGAGAAGGUGCGCAUGGAGUUCGAGCUCACGCGGCUCAAGUACCUGCACGAGGAGAAUGAGCGGCAGCGGCAGCACGAGGUGGUGAUGGAGCAGCUGCAGCGGGAGCGGCAGCACAAGGUGGUGAUGGAGCAGCUGCAGCAAGAGGCGGCGCCCUGCCUGUUUGAAAAUCUUUCUCCUUGCUGGAUGAUAUGGAAAUAUUUGUUUUCAGGAGGCCUCCAGAACUUCCUGCUGCCCCAGAACCAGUUUGCCAUGUGCCUGUACUGCUUCAUCUUCAUUCACAUCAUCUAUGUCACCAAGGAGAUGGUAUUCUUUCUCUUUGCCAAGCACUACCUGUUCUGCAUCGCGGCCAUUUUGCUCUGUUUGAUUAAAAGUUUCUGGUCAUACUUCCAGUGCCUUUGCUCUGUCCAUCACUGGGAACCCCUCGCCCCUGCCAUGCCGGGAGUGUUAUCCACUGUCAGCUGCUCUGAGCCCAGCAGCCCAGCCACGAUGGCUGGCAGUGCCACAGGACACUUUAGUGAUAAUGUGGCAAACUGA
This is a messenger RNA of Symphalangus syndactylus (siamang), 937 nucleotides long. It is a transcript of the gene TMEM247, whose product is annotated as transmembrane protein 247. Gene Ontology annotation, cellular component: endoplasmic reticulum. Lineage: Eukaryota; Metazoa; Chordata; Mammalia; Primates; Hylobatidae. The record is from RefSeq and is a predicted model, not a curated record.